Molecule: messenger RNA, 1053 nt
Organism: Apus apus (common swift)
Lineage: Eukaryota; Metazoa; Chordata; Aves; Apodiformes; Apodidae
Gene: BIRC5
Product: baculoviral IAP repeat containing 5
Exons: 4
Coding region: 52-495 (147 amino acids)
Source: RefSeq, a predicted model, not a curated record
CUCCCGGCCUGCCCCGCGCCGCCGGCGGGAGGGAAGGCAGGAGGGGCAGCCAUGGCAGCCAUGGCAGCGGGCGCGGCGCUGCCGCUGCCGCUGGAGGAGUGGCGGCUCUACCUGGCCUCGGCCCGCGCCGCCACCUUCCGCAGCUGGCCCUUCACCGAGGGCUGCGCCUGCACGCCCGAGCGGAUGGCGGCGGCGGGGUUCGUGCACUGCCCGAGCGAGAACGGCCCCGACGUGGCGCAGUGCUUCUUCUGCUUCAAGGAGCUGGAGGGCUGGGAGCCCGACGACGACCCGCUGGAGGAGCACAAAAAACACUCCGCGGGCUGUGCUUUUCUCUCCCUCCGGAAAGAUCCUGCUGACCUGUCCCUGCAGGAGUUCCUGAAGCUGGACAAAGGAAGGAAGAAAAAUGCAAUUAAAAAAGCAAUUUCUCAGAAGGUGACCGAGGUUGAAGACGCAGCCAAGAGCGUGCGUUGUAAAAUAGAAGAUCUGGCCUCCUAGGCUACUGUAGCUUCUCACUUGCCCGUGACAUCGCUCUUGUGCUCUGGCACUGCCAGUUUGACUCUCUGAGACUGCUCUCAGAAAGGCCAUCUCUGUGAGAAGCAGGCUGAAUUCUCCUUCCCUCACCUGAGUCGUGUCUAGAAAGUACUUGGGGCUUGAUGCAUUGCAUACGUAGUCUUUUCUUUGUAGGGAUUCUCCUGUUCUUUCUCAUGGUAUAGUUAAGGAUUACUAUCUGUGGUUUUAUUUGUUCUGUUUUUUUUCGAACCAAACCAUUUCUAUUUUGGAGGUGCUGGUAGCUCUGCUCCAAAGGCUUGUGUUCCUUGCAAGAGCUGACAGUCACUUCCAUUUUUACCCUGAAUAUACCAAUGCUUUUGGAUACUUUUGGAAAUGGAAAGGAGAAGGAGUUUUAAAACUCCUUCAGGGAUUUAGGAUUGUGGCUAAAAAUGUGUAAUUAUGCCAAAUCUUAGUGUGCCUGGUAUCCUUGUAAACUUCUCUUUGUAGUUGGCUGCUGCCUCAUGUUGAUGCAUUUAUUAAUAAAAGUUGAGGGCGAAACAGCAA